Molecule: messenger RNA, 1929 nt
Organism: Fragaria vesca subsp. vesca
Lineage: Eukaryota; Viridiplantae; Streptophyta; Magnoliopsida; Rosales; Rosaceae
Product: cell division cycle protein 48 homolog
Exons: 1
Coding region: 1-1929 (642 amino acids)
Source: RefSeq, a predicted model, not a curated record
AUGUACAACCAAUUCGCCGAUCAAUCCUCCAUGUCCAACAAGGGCACAAAGAGAGAGUUCAGCAAUGUCCAGGACUCCGAAGAUGGCGAGGAAACCUUGGUCAAUGCAAUGAAAAGAAUCAAGCUCUCAUCAGAUAAUGGGGACUCAUCUCAAGAACCAAAGAUCAUGGAGACGAAGAAGGAUGUUGGGUACGAAGACGUAGGUGGUAUGAGGAUACAGAUGACUCAGAUUCGUGAGUUAGUGGAGCUUCCAUUGAAGCAGCCUAAGUUGUUUAAAACCAUUGGAGUGAAGCCUUCAAAGGGCAUUCUUCUCUAUGGUCCUCCCGGCUCGGGCAAGACUCUCAUUGCCCGAGCCAUUGCGAGCGAGACGGGGGCUUUGUUUUUGUGCGUCAAUGGGCCGGAGAUCAUGUCGAAAAUGGCUGGGGAGAGUGAGAGUAAUCUAAGGAAGGUUUUCGAGGAGGCGGAGAAGAAUGCACCAUCCAUUGUGUUUAUAGAUGAGAUUGACUCGAUUGCUCCUAAGAGAGAGAAGACUAAUGGGGAAGUUGAGAGGAGGAUUGUGUCACAACUCUUGACACUCAUGGAUGGAAUGAAGUCGAAAGGAAGGGUGGUUGUUAUUGGGGCAACUAAUCGGCCUAAUAGUAUUGACCCGGCUCUUAGGCGAGGUGGAAGAUUUGAUAGGGAGAUAGAUAUUGGUGUUCCGGAUGAAGCCGGGCGGCUUGAGGUGCUUCGAAUCCAUACCAAGAACAUGAAGCUUGGGGAGGAUGUGGAGUUGGAGAAGAUAGCUAAGGAGACACAUGGGUAUGUUGGUGCAGAUUUAGCUGCAUUGUGCACUGAGGCUGCGCUUCAAUGCAUUAGAGAGAAUAUGGAUGAAAUUGACUGGGAAGAUCAGGAGACAUUAGAUGCUGAGAUGCUUGGCUCAAUGAAAGUUGGAAAUGAGCACUUUCGGAUUGCCUUGCGAGCAAGCAGCCCGUCUGCUCUUCGCGAAACAGCUGUUGAAGUGCCGAAUAUGACUUGGGAUGCUAUCGGGGGUCUCGAGAAUGUGAAGAGGGAGCUUCAGGAGACUGUUCAGUAUCCUGUAGAGCAUCCGGAGAAGUUUGAGAUAUAUGGGAUGUCACCCUCAAAGGGGGUUCUUUUCUAUGGCCCUCCUGGAUGUGGGAAGACUCUUUUGGCCAAGGCUGUUGCUAAUGAGUGUCAGGCAAACUUUAUUAGUAUCAAGGGGGAAUUGCUUACAAGUGGGUUUGGAGAGAGUGAGGCGAAUGUGAAGGAAAUCUUCGACAAGGCUAGAGGGUCUGCUCCCUGUGUCCUCUUCUUUGAUGAACUAGAUUCCAUUGCUACUCAGAGAAGUAGUAAUGCUGUAGGUGGUGGUGGUGCUGCUGAUAGGGUUUUAAACCAACUGCUAACAGAAAUGGAUGGAUUGUCUGCCAAGAAAACUGUCUUUGUUAUUGCAGCCACCAACAGACCUGACAUUAUAGACCCUGCACUUCUCCGUCCAGGACGUCUAGAUCAAUUGAUUUACAUCCCUCUCCCUGAUGAGGAAUCCCGCUAUGAAAUAUUCAAGGCCUGCUUGAGGAAGUCUCCAGUUUCCGAAGAUGUGAACAUCAGAGCUCUUGCAAAGGGGACUCGAGGAUUUAGUGGUGCUGAUAUCACAGAAAUAUGCCAGCGUGCCUGCAAAUAUGCCAUCAGAGAGAACAUUGAGAAUGAUAUCAAAAGGGAGAUGGGCAGAAGUAAGAGUUGUGAAUAUAUGCAGGAGGAUGAAAUGGCAGAGAUCAGGGCAGCUCACUUCGUAGAGUCGAUGAAGUAUGCUCGUCGAAGUGUUAGUGAUUCCGACAUCCGAAAAUAUAAAGCAUAUGCACAGACAUUGCAGCAGUCUCGAGGGUUUGGAAUAGACCAGUUUAAUUUUACAGGAAGGGGUUCCCGUGCUGCUGUCUGA